AUGCUCGCUCGCGGAGACUUUUGCGGCUCUUGGGUGGUUAAGCGGCGCCUCGGCAGCGGAAGUUUCGGCGUGGUCUACGAAGUCGCGAACGUCUACACGCAGGUCGAAGCCGCCGCGAAGCUUGAGAAGGCUUACCGCUUCAACAGUACGCUGUUUUACGAGUCAGCGCUGCUGAAGAAGCUGGGCUUUUGCAGAGGUAUUCCGAAGUUCUUCGAGAUUUUCACGACGGUGUGCAAAGGCGAAGUGUACCACGUGCUGGUGCUCGAGCUGCUCAGCGAGAACCUCGACGCCGUGUUCCGCAGCUACGGCUACAACUUCACGAGCCACGAAGUGGUCUUCUUCGUGCGACAGAUCGUGCUGCUGCUGAAGCUGGUGCACGGCGAAAACUACAUCCACCGCGACGUCAAGCCACAGAACUUCGUGCUCGGCGUCGGCGCGAAUCGCAACCGCGUGUACAUCAUCGACUUCGGACUCAGCCAGCUGUACCGCUCCGAAGGUCGCCACAUCCAGUUCUCUUACCAGAACCGUGUGGUCGGCACGAUCAAAUUUGCGAGCAUCAAUAGUCUGCUCGGCUUCCAGCAGUCGCGGCGCGACGACCUCGAGUCGUGCAGCUGGAUGCUCAAGUAUUUCUGCAGCCGCAGCCAGUUCUACCGCAAAGCUUUCCCCGUGCGGCAAGAACGACUGUCGGUCAAAGCACUCGUGCGGCUGAAGCUCAAAGUAAUUGAGGAGUUGUUCCAAAAAGAGCACCGAACUACAGUUGACCGGUUCAUUCUGUACACCACUUUUCUCGGGUUCACAGAAAACCCAGACUAUAGUUACCUGCUUUCGGUCCUUCAGGUCUUGUUUGAACGGAACGGAGUGGUCGGUCUUUGUUGUGUUGAAAAACUCCGCAGAUUCCAUCGAACUAAUUUGCGGUGUGGAAAACCUACAUGA
This is a messenger RNA of Dermatophagoides pteronyssinus (European house dust mite), 933 nucleotides long. RefSeq names its product casein kinase I-like. The record is from RefSeq and is a predicted model, not a curated record. Lineage: Eukaryota; Metazoa; Arthropoda; Arachnida; Sarcoptiformes; Pyroglyphidae.